UUGUGUGUUCGCUUCAAGGGCUAGAGACCUUAUGGCGAGUUCAUUCAGCGUUAAUGGGUACCCAACACGAGUCGGGAAAAUCAACAAAAUUCCUUCACAAGCCGAGGUCAAAACAACAGAUGAACUCUACUUCAUCUUCCAUAUACAACGUCUAGUUUGAGCAGUCAACGAAGUACCACGUCUAAAAAUGACCCAGUUGACAACCUGACAACCCAAUCCACAAUCCAACAACCCGUCGAACCGGAAACCUGGAUAUCCCACAUGCCCGUGACCCUGAGCGAAUGGUGCAGCGAAACUACCAGUCCAUCAGCUUCCCACAUUAUCCCCCAUCGCUUAAAUCCACACCCGGUUCAAAAACGGGAAAACCCGCGGCCUCCAACGCGCGCCAAAACGGCGGCGCGUCGUCUACGCACCAAGACGUUGUCCACGCCAUCUUUAUUCAACGGCGUGGCUUCAUCAUCGUCCUCGAUCAAGGCCGGUUCGUCGGUUUCUAGUCCAACCAUCACAACGAGGCGGGCGGUGACCCGGAUGGAGUUUCGUCACGGGCGGGGUACGGAUAACUCUGACUCACCCCGAACGGAUAUAACAGGAAGUCGGUUUUCUAAGGAAAGUGACUCCAGCGUACUAGCCCGCCCGUGGGCGGGCAGCGACAACGCCCGGGCUGACCACACCCGUAGAAUUCAAAAACUGGAAUCUCUAAACCUACGAGACAAAAAACCAAAAACUCCUUUCCCUAACCAGUUACAUAAAAAAUGUGAUUCAACAGCUACGCCAUCCUACUCGGGUCAAAAAUCAAACUCCAGCGAAUCAGGAAACAAUUCGGAAUCUCAGAUUGUGUCAAGCACCGCAGACGACCAGCUCACGUCCAAGUCGGCCGUGGCAGACGACAGUGAGGCCGAUGACGUCAUGUCCGAAGAUGACCACCAGAGUCGGCGGACCAUAGAGAAGUGUCUGCGGUGGAUCGGCACGCUGCCAGAAAAGUUCUCCAGCAUGCAUAUCGUGCAGGAGCGGACAACAUUGACGUACGAUUAGCUGU
This is a messenger RNA of Physella acuta, 1036 nucleotides long. RefSeq lists its product as uncharacterized. The record is from RefSeq and is a predicted model, not a curated record. Lineage: Eukaryota; Metazoa; Mollusca; Gastropoda; Physidae.